This is a messenger RNA of Guillardia theta CCMP2712, 2299 nucleotides long. RefSeq names its product N-ethylmaleimide-sensitive factor B (gene NSFB). Gene Ontology annotation, molecular function: ATP hydrolysis activity; ATP binding. Gene Ontology annotation, cellular component: Golgi stack. Gene Ontology annotation, biological process: SNARE complex disassembly; intra-Golgi vesicle-mediated transport; Golgi to plasma membrane protein transport. The coding region runs from base 13 to 2244 and encodes 743 amino acids. NCBI's taxonomy places the organism in Eukaryota, Cryptophyceae, Pyrenomonadales, Geminigeraceae. The record is from RefSeq and is a predicted model, not a curated record. The transcript has 13 exons.
AGGUGCUCGAAGAUGGACAGGCGAUCCGUUCAGCUGGCGGCGGUAGCGACACCAAACAAGUCGUUCAUUGGGUCGAAUUGCGUCUACACGAGCGCAGAUGACCUGAGGCAGCUGGGCAUCAAAGAUGGCGACUUUGUCUCGGUUAAGUCGAUGAUCUUCGUGGCUCGUGCAGAUGAAGCUGUGGGAGCGGGAAACAUUGCUUUUAAUCUUGUUCAAAGAAAGACCCUUCAGAUAUCCUUGAACGAGCCUCUUGCCGUCCAGGCCUGGUUUGCUCCCAAGGAAAACAUUCACAUGUUUAGAAUCUCGGUAGAAGCAGAUUUUCCCAACAAAGGUCGAGCCACGAAUGAUCCCAUUGAUGCGGAAAUGUUGGGUCGGUUCAUAGCGUCAUCGUUCUCUGGCCAGUGCUUUUCCGUUGGACAGGAUUUUUUGAUAGAUUUUCAAGGGAACAGUCUGACGCUGCGUGUGACUGAGCUGGAGAUCUUGAAAGGCGAUGCCCAGCCGACAGAGGAGAAGAUGCAGCAGAUCAAGGAGGAUGACAUCGUCCCUUCUCCGAUGGGAAUUCUCAACAAGUUGUCGCGAGUUACAGUCGGGAAGUUCCAGGGGUCUACCAUCAACCUCGUGAACGUGCAGAAAGCCACCACUUCGUCAAAGAUUUUCAGGCCGGAUUUCUCCUUCUCCAAGAUGGGUAUCGGUGGUUUGGACUCAGAGCUCGGAGACAUCUUCCGACGUGCGUUCGCAUCUCGUGUAUAUCCGGCGUCGGUUCUUGCUAAGAUGGGGCUGAUGCAUGUGCGAGGAGUGUUGUUGUAUGGUGCUCCAGGCUGCGGAAAGACUUUGAUCGCGAGGAAGAUCGGAAAGAUGCUUGUGGACAGAGAGCCUAAGGUUGUGAACGGUCCUGAGAUCUUCAGCAAAUAUGUCGGUGGGAGUGAAGAAAACAUCAGAAAUCUGUUUGCGGAGGCGAAGGCAGAGCAGGCGGAGAAAGGCGAUGAAAGUGAACUUCACGUCAUCAUCCUCGAUGAGUUGGACGCGAUCUGUCGUCAGCGUGGGACAACGAGAGGAGACACGGGAGUGGGAGACUCAGUGGUGAAUCAGCUUCUCUCCUACAUCGAUGGUGUAGACUCACUUAACAACAUCCUCUUGAUUGGCAUGACGAACCGCAAAGACAUGUUGGAUGAGGCGCUGCUGAGGCCCGGGCGUCUUGAAGUGCAUGUCGAGAUCGGGUUGCCGGACGAGAGGGGUCGCGUGCAGAUCAUCAGCAUCCACACGAACAGCAUGAAGGCAAACGGCUUCCUAGACUCUCAAGUGAACGUCGAGGAGCUUGCAACCAUGACCAAGAACUACACCGGAGCAGAGCUUGAAGGUGUCUGCAAGGCCGCUGCCUCCUAUGCAUUUGAGCGGAAUAUUGACAAGUCGAAUCUUGAUCAUCCGCACGCCAACAUUGAUAACAUCAGAGUGAUGAUGGAAGACUUCACCCGGGCGAUCAAUGAAGUCAAACCUGCUUUCGGUGUGAGCAUGGACCAACUUGACAUGUGCAUGCCCAACGGGAUCAUCAACUUCGGCCCCAGAUUCGACCGCCUCUAUGAGACUGGUCUCAAGUUCCUUGCACAGGUCCACGAGAGCGAGCGAACUCCUCUUCUAUCCAUCCUUCUUGAAGGAAACGCGGGGUCUGGCAAGACUGCAUUGGCUGCGAAACUGGCGUCACAGGCUGACUAUCCUUACAUCAAGUUCAUCUCCGCCGAGUCUCUUGUCAACCAGACCGAAGUCGCUAGGGCACACAAGAUCACGCAAGCAUUCGAGGACGCGUACCGUUCGCCUCUCUCGGUGAUCGUGCUGGACAACAUCGAGCGUCUUGUCUCCUAUGUUAAGAUCGGUCCUCGCUUCUCCAACGAGAUUCUCCAAAUCCUUCUCGUCCUGAUCUCCAAGAGGCCCCCCAAGGGUCAUCGCCUCCUCGUUGUCGGCACCACAUCGAGUUUGGCUGUUCUCGAGCAGCUCGAGCUUGCGGGGGAGAGUGGCGUGUUCACCACGAGCAUGCACGUCCCUUACCUGAGCCAGCCUGAGGUCGAGACUGUCAUGACUCAGCAGGGAUGUUUUGAACCCGAUGGGAUCAGUCAGUGCGCGGCUGAGAUUGGGGACGGAGGGAUCGGCAUCAAGACUCUGCACAUGGUCACUGAGAUGGCGAGGAGUGUGAGCAAAGGGAACAUCACGCCAGCAGCGUUCAAGCAGUGCCUGAGGUCCUAUGGCUUGUGAGUGGUAGCAGUGAAUUUCUUUUGUGGGGGAUUGAGGAAACGCGGGAAAUAUCACG